Molecule: messenger RNA, 363 nt
Organism: Ambispora leptoticha
Lineage: Eukaryota; Fungi; Glomeromycota; Glomeromycetes; Archaeosporales; Ambisporaceae
Source: the annotation of a GenBank genome assembly
AUGACUUCCACCACACCACACACUCAAGACCUUCCACCAGAAGGUGGUUUCCCGUCAAUAAGAUAUAAACGUAAUGUCCCGAAAAAAGGGCCUUCUGGAUUAACUUUAGUUCUUGGUAUUACCGCUAUUUCUGCGUAUGGGUUUUAUAGCGAGUUAGAACGCGAAAAUAUGUGGUCACGUAUCCAUCUAGUUCCGUUACUUCAAGCAGAACAAGAUCGCGACACUUACCGAAGAGAACAGGCCGCAAUAAAACGUGAGGCGGAGAUCAUGAAAGAUGUGCCUGGGUGGAAACCAGGCGAAAAGGUGUACCAUACGAAACGAUAUAUUCCGACAAGUAUCUGGGUUAUUCCUGAAAAAGAUUAA